Messenger RNA from Candidozyma duobushaemuli, 1221 nucleotides. RefSeq lists its product as uncharacterized. The coding region runs from base 1 to 1221 and encodes 406 amino acids. NCBI's taxonomy places the organism in Eukaryota, Fungi, Ascomycota, Pichiomycetes, Serinales, Metschnikowiaceae. The record is from RefSeq and is a predicted model, not a curated record. The transcript is spliced from 2 exons.
AUGACCAACGAUCUUAUCAAAUACUUCAUCGAGUAUGACAUUGAUUUCAUUGUCUGCCCCAGUGAUCCAUCCCAUCAAUUGUCUUACAUGUUUCACAAGGGGAUAAUCGAUUGUAUAUAUGGAUCUACAGACCUUUUGCUCACUCAGAUUGACAAGUUUAUUUUGGGUAUGGAAUUUCUUUCCAAAGAUUUCCGCUUCGUCGACAAGCAUAAAGUUCUUAACGAGUUGAACUUGAGUGAAAGUCAGCUAAUCGAUGUCAGCAUUAUCGUUGGAUGCUCCGCUCAGCCCGUUACUUUCUCCACCUUGCCACCGAUGCCGAAGCAUAACCCUGCUUCUCAGUUCCAACAAAUGACUCACUUUAAGUAUGUGUUGGACCUCAUGUAUCAGUACAAGACUUUCCAAAAUGAGUCAAGCCUCUACUCAUAUGUUGCAGCUUUCAAUGAUGAUGAUUUGAUGGACCUUUAUUGCAAGGGGCUUGCCGCUAUUAAAUACAUGCCUGUGAUGAAUGUUGACGGAGAAGUCAAACUUUACAUCUCUGAGAUUGAGGCUGACCGAUUGAGUGAUGAGCUGUCCGUGUUUCAAACAGAUGUGAAGGACCAGCAAGACCCUGAACAGGACCUGGAGCUUCCAAUUGAGCUCAAAAUCCCAUCAGAGGUUCAUGAUGUUGUUUCUCAACGACUUCCAUCAGAGCUUUAUUAUUACUUGUCUGUUGGUCUCAUGCCGUCUAAAAUCUUGGAGGCAAUUGCGCUCAAUCAUUUAAGCAUUCGUCCACCUUUGGAGGGAGGACGCUGUGAGGAUUACAAAAAACUCGUUUCAUCGAGACUCACAACCCAAGUCCUUGAUGCACAAUUCAAUUUAGUCACCCAACUUUUGGCUAGGUAUUACCAAGUGAAACGCAUUCCUGUCAGCUUGUGGUUUACAGAAGAGAUGUUUGAUCUCAAUUCUAGAUUGAGCAUGCCCAUGUCGGCCAGGUUAGGCUCGUGGAGUUUUUCUAAAGAAUCCAAAUUAUUCUCUCUUAGGAUUUUUUCGAGCAAGUGUCCUUCGCUCGAAGAGAAACCCAAGAUUGGUGAAGACCUUGGCGAUAAUAUCGAUAUAAUCUCAACGGCCAAUUUCGAGGAGUUUGUUGAGCUUCAGGAGCCAUCAUCAGUUUGUGAGAGAACUUAUUGGAGACUCAAUAAGGAUUUGCCUAGUAGAUGUUUUGACCAGACACAAAACAUUUAA